Messenger RNA from Drosophila arizonae, 1834 nucleotides. It is a transcript of the gene mod, whose product is annotated as modulo. The record is from RefSeq and is a predicted model, not a curated record. NCBI's taxonomy places the organism in Eukaryota, Metazoa, Arthropoda, Insecta, Diptera, Drosophilidae. Gene Ontology annotation, molecular function: RNA binding.
UUUUCCACGUGCAUUUGAGCAUACCGAAGCACGCGUUUUUCAGAGUUUCCCGGUUAUACUAGUGAAAUAAUCCACAAAAAAUGGCACAAAAGAAAGUGAGUACCAAGAAGGCUGCUGGCAAUAACAAGCGCGGACCAAAAUCAAAGAAGGUUGAAGAGGAGAAGCCCGAAGUGAAAGUAGAGGCCAACGAAGAAGACUCCGAUGCCGAGGAGGAGCAGAAUGGUGUAAACUCUGACGAUGACAGCGAUGCUGAGGCUAAUGAUGCAGCAGAUUUGGUAGACUCUGAGGCUGAGGAAGUCGAAGAUGAUGAUGAUGAAGAUGAGGAUGAUGAGGAUGAGGAUGACGACCAGGAUCAGGAAGAUGAGGACGAAGACGAGAAUGAAACUGAACCUGGCGAGAUAUCAAAGGUCUCGAAAUCAGCCGCCGAAUCUGAUGAUGAUGACAACGUUCAGGAAGCCGAUUCUGACGAAGAACCCGAUGAAGAGCCAAUUGACAGCGAGAAAAAUAAAGCAUAUGGAGCCAAGAAAACUGGAAUUCCGAAAAUUACUAUCGGUCGCAUUCCACCCGGAACACCCAGCGAACAAAUCCUCUUCGUUCGCGGACUUCCAACUGAAUACAAGCACAUAGACUUGGUUGAAUUGUUUGCCAAAUUCGGUCCGAUUGCCGUUAUAAAUAGGAUCAAGUCAAAAGCUGGCGGCAACAACGUAGCCAUUGCUUUUGAGUCUCCCGAAUCUGUUCAGGCAGCUCUUGCUGCCAAGGAGAAGGCUUUGACGCUCAAUGGACAAGUCCUGACUGUGUCUCAAGCGUAUAAUAAGAACGAGCUCAAUGAGCGCACGGUUGUCGUGGGAUUGAUUGGAGCGACUGUUACUAGGGAACAAAUUAUUGCACAUUUCCAGGGCUGCGGGGAAAUUGAAACUGUUAACUUCUCCAAUAAUCGCGCAUUGCCUAGCGCAUAUGUGCGUUUCGCAUCGGUCAGCUCUGUGCCUAAAGCCUUAAAAUUGCAGGACAGCAAAUUGAACAAUCGUUUCAUAACGGUUCGUCAGGAGGCACAGAAAAACAAAUCUAUAAAAAGUCCAGCAUGCACAUUGACCCUUAUGAAUACUGGCAAUCAUGAAUCCUACAAAACCGAAUCCAUCGAGAAGAUCUUCAAGAAGCAUGGCGAGAUUGUCGACAUUGAUACGGUAUGCACACGUACGAUUCUGGCUUUUGUUACAUACAAGACAGCCGAACAGGCCGAAAAGGCGCAGAAGAAUCUAAACGGCAAAAAAGUGAACGAUCUGGAUAUUAAAUUGGAGUCCUUCCAAUACAGCUCCUCGCCCCGCUCAAUUGUUGUGACAAAUGUGGCUCCAGGUGUCGAAGAGCAGCACCUAAAUGAAAUCUUUUCAGAAGCUGGAGAAAUCGAGAGCAUCAAAAUGCUGCCCUACAGGGCAGUUAUUAAAUUCAGCAGUGAGGAUGGCUUCUGCAAAUCCUUCCUGUUUAAUGAGCGUCUAGUGCAGGGCCAACCAAUUUUCUUGGAGCCAAAUUCAAUUCUAAAGAUGAGAUUGCUCAAGAAGAAGUACCACGGAAAGCCUGGCUAUAACAGCAACAAUAACAUUACAAACCCGAGCAAGCCUUUCAACAAGCGCCCAGCACAGGAGAAUGGUGCCCCGCCAAAACAUUUCAAGAAGGCCAGGAAUUUCUAAUUUGUGUUUAGCCGUCUAGCAUCCCUAGUCUUAAGUUUGAUUUUAGUUUUAUAAGCUGGCAAUAAUAGGAGGUGUCUACGCCGCCUAUUCAAGAUUUGUGUUUUUGAAUACUUUAUGGCAUACUAAUAAAGUCGAGUAUAGCUAAUUGGUAA